This is a messenger RNA of Aspergillus novofumigatus IBT 16806, 570 nucleotides long. RefSeq names its product GFA family protein. NCBI's taxonomy places the organism in Eukaryota, Fungi, Ascomycota, Eurotiomycetes, Eurotiales, Aspergillaceae. The transcript has 2 exons. Gene Ontology annotation, molecular function: carbon-sulfur lyase activity. The record is from RefSeq and is a predicted model, not a curated record. The coding region runs from base 1 to 570 and encodes 189 amino acids.
AUGGUCCUUAACCACAUAGAACAUUCAGCGGAUCCAACCCCAGCCUCAUCCGUUCUGGAUGCUGACAAGUUGAAGCCUUAUAUUCCACUUGCUAGCCUUGCCAAUGAUGGCUGGUCCAGAGACAAUGAAGCAACAGCAACCUGUUAUUGUGGCACCGUACAAAUCGCUUUUCCAACGGUCGGUCCAGGCUUCCUUUAUGCUUUUGUAUGCAAUUGCACCGACUGCCGCAAAAUCACUGCUUCGAUGUUUGCCUCUAAUUUCGUCAUAAAAGACGAACAUCUCAAACACAUCCGCGGCCAGUCCAAUCUGAAGACCUUCUCGCAAAACAAGACUAUUGCCUCCCAUGCCGUCAUGACAAACUACUUCUGCAACACAUGUGGAUCGCUGAUGUACCGUGUUGCGGAUAGGCUUCCUGGGGCAAGUAUCUUAAGAUUGGGUACAGUGGAUGAUUUUAAUCUAGUGGAGACGCGGUUGAAACCAACAAUAGAGAUUUUUGUCAAAGAUCGGGUGGGCUGGUUUACGGGGGUGUCUGGGGAGGAGGUAGAGAGGUUUAACGCGAGUCCCGCAUGA